This is a messenger RNA of Bombyx mori (domestic silkworm), 4032 nucleotides long. RefSeq lists its product as uncharacterized. The transcript has 6 exons. The record is from RefSeq and is a predicted model, not a curated record. Bases 507 to 2645 code for a protein of 712 amino acids. Lineage: Eukaryota; Metazoa; Arthropoda; Insecta; Lepidoptera; Bombycidae.
CGCCGACGAUUGCGAAGGUGACGGACGUAUACUAUACACCACUUUCAUAGUUCGUGACGUCUACUGUGUAGCGUAUCUUCAUCAAAAGAAAUCCCAGAAAAACAGCAUGGCUGUUAAUGAUGUCUGGGAAAGAAUUAAAAACUCUUUUUCUCUUCACUGUUCUAUUAACGAAUUAAAAAGGAGGAGAAAUUCGUGAGACAUUCGUAAACAAGUGUAGGAGGAAGCGCAAACGGGUUCGCAAAUUGAGUAUGCGAACCCAUUUGCACAGCCGCUAGGUUUGCGAAUGAAUGUUUGACGGCCCUUCACAUGCGCGCGAACAUUCGUACAAUGUACGAAUAUUUGCGCGCAUGUCGGUGGCCGGCAUUAUUGCAACCAUAGAUAAACCUAAUAUUUGAGAAGUGCAAAUAACAUACUAAUCUGUGAAACAGUGUUUUUAAUAAAGAAAAUUUUAUGAUUACAAAAAUGUGAAUAAUUUCUAAAUUUAACAAUAAAACCAAUAAGUCACUAUGGCAUUGUUCAUGAAACAGGAUUUCACUCCUCCGAUCCUGUCGAGAAGAUGGCUGGCUAUCAAAUUCAGACCGAACAUGCUGAUCUAUAGUCGCCAUCACGUGGUAGCCAUAUUAGAGAGUGGUUUGAUGUUUAGAGAGGACAGCGUUGAGGUGGAACAAGAGACCCCUUCGCCGGAGGAGGUGUGGGCUGUCGCUGGGGGCUCGAUGGGGGGAUGGCUCACUAGGGGCGAGGCAAUUAUCUCUGGAGGCCUAGUUGCCGCUGCUCUGAUCGCUUUUCCGCCCAAAAGUUUCGACAGAAGAGCCCUCCUGAACGCGGGUACGUAUCUGGCCAUGCCGAUAUUGGUGCGGUCCGCGCACCGCUCCCGCUGCGGCGGCUCGCUGGGGGCGCUCGUCUCGAACAUGCGGGAGUACCUGUCGCUGGCGCGCAGAGCUGCGGCCUGUCUCAAGGAGUACAGGGCGCUGCACACGGAUACCGCCGGCGUCGCGUCCGUGCUGGAGUCGACGCACGCGCUGCUGUGCCGGCAGCAGGCGGGGGCGGCGGUGCUGAUGUCGCGCGCGUCCUCCUCGUUGCUAGGCAACGCGCCCUGGCUCCGCGGCGAUCUCGCCUGGGACGCGGUUGCCUUCGGCGACACCGACAACCUGAUGAAAAUCCACCACGGCUUCCUGGUUGUGCAAUCGACGCUGUUAAAGCACAUAGCAUUGGCUCAUUUUCUCCCGUCGCAAUACGCACGGAGGAUAUACAGGAAUCACAACGAAAGACUGUAUUGGCUCCACAAUGUCUUGAUAAGGCAUUUAAAUGACGAAUUCGUGCAGAAUCGCGACUCAUUGGAGCGAAUGUAUCGAUUAUUGAAGAAUUCGGGGUGUCGAGAUAUCGAUAAUAAGAGAUUAGGGUCGGCCGUUAUCGAUAACUGGGCGUAUUCGGAGGUGCACACGGGCGUGGCCAGAACUUGUCUAGAACUAAAACUGGCCCUGAACAAAUGCAACAGUCUAGAUAUGUUCUUCGAUUCGUGCGCUUCGAACGAUCACAAUCUAGAUUUGGACGUUAUCGAUAAAGACUUAGAGUCGAUAAUCGAUGGGAUAACGAAAUGCUUGAGCACGAUGCAGAGUUCGCAGUUGCGCUUGAAGAAGUUGCGCGGGAAACUAGUCGAGGACGCGACGCGGCAAGAUGGCGUCGACGUUACCGAGACGUUGACGGUUUUGAAAAUCGAAGACCGCGCGCCGGUUGUGGAGGAUGAGGUUUUUUAUUACGUGAAAACGGACGAAGACGUCGUAGCCGUGCAGCCGGUCGCGGAUUUGACUACGGCCCCGGGAGAGAAGGAAAAGGAGGCGACUAAGAUCGUGCUCGGCGAGUUGAGGAGGAUAUUGGGGAAGAGAGAGAGCGUUAUGAGGGAGCGAGAGAGAAGAGCCCUCGUGAGAACGAUGCCCGAACUGAAAGACCUACCGGAAUUCCCGAGGCAGAUUAACUACGACGAUUACGUCAAAAGUAAAGGCUGCAUCGCUAAAUACAAGAGAAAAUCCAAAAGGAAAAAACUGUUCAAAACGUACAGCAUAACUGUAAAUCGAAAUAAAAAUAUUAAAUACUUAAUGCUCCUUCGCAAAUAUGUUAACGAAGAUGACAUUGCCGAUGUUACAUACGAAGCGAACGCCAAAACGAAUUUCAAAAGUAAAUUAUUAACGUUUGAAUGGUUAAAAACAAAAGAUAAUAGAAAAAAUAAAAUAUUAAUAAUUAUCAAAUGGUGUAAACUUACGAAAUGUUUGAACUUAAUCAAAAAUGUGGCUACGACGAGCCGGGACGUCGCCGUUGAAAGCGUCAAUGACACUGACACUGACAGCUUCAAAGUCACGAAGAAGGAUUUGGAGAUGACGUCAUCGUCUGACAGCGAAUCGGAAAGCUUACUGCGCGACGUCAGAAAGAACAGGGUUGUCAGGCGGAAGAAUUACCCGAGAAAUAGGGGGAAUUAUAAUGGGUCCGACGAGAGCUGCCGGCCUAUAGAAUACAGUUUGGGCACGGGUCUAGCUAUGGCGUCCGUCCUGCAGAUCAACAGUAAUGCGAAGAUGCCGAGCAUGGCCCAAGAGGAGAUAUUUAUUGGAGACGGCGAAGUUUCAAACGACAGUGGCAAUGAUGAGGAAUCAUAGCGACCGGCUCACUGAAGUCACUUUUUUUUUUAUCGCUUAGUUGGGUGGGCGAGCUCACAGCCCACCUAGUGUUAAGUGGUUACUGGAGCCCAUAGACAUUUACAACGUAAAUGCCCCACCCACCAUGGGAUAUAAGUUCUAAGGUCUCAGUAUAGUUACAACAGCUGUCCCACCCUUCAAACCGAAACGCAUUAUUGCUUCACGGCAGAAAUAGGCAGUCACAUCAAAGCAAUUGUUAAGCCACGCUAAUAAACUGAGCCCCGAUCAUACGUCACAAGUGGCUAAUCGUUGUGCAUUAUAGUUAUUGUUACCUCGUUUACUUUAACCACGAAUGACGUCAUAUAUAGUGAAGUUGCGUUCAGCUGUGUGUGUGUGACAGAGAGAUAAGACCGCCCGCUAUAUUCGUAUUGAGUGACGCGACUGUGCCUACCUUCAGACCUUCAGACCUUAGAAACGCAAAAGUCGUGCUGGAAUUCGAACCAUUAGAUUGUACAAAACCAGGGUUCUAAAGCACUGGUACAUAGGGUACCUCAAUAGUGGCUUUACAAAGCUAAUCUUUGCUACUGGUGGUAGGGAGUCUGGUGAGCCCAUUCGGGUAGGAACCACCGCCCUGCCUAUUUGUGUUGCGAAGCUGUAAUGCUUUUCGGUUUGAAGGGUUACGCAGUCGUGGUACUACAGAACUGAGUCAUGGAAUUCGUGUCUCGAGGUAGAAGUCGUUUACAUUGUUGAUGUCUAUGGGCUCCGGUAACCACUUAACAACAAAUACGCCGUCAGCUCGUCCAAAUUCUCCUGGUAUUGUUGAUGCCCAGAACACAUUAAGUCGAUAAUCUGGCUUCGAAUGCAACAAAAAAUGAGAUUACAGUCAAAAUCUGUUAUAACGACAUCGAAGGGACUGCUCAUAUUCAGUCGUAAAAACCGAUAGUCGUAACAACCGGUGAUGUUUAAUGUGUAUCGUGCAAGUACAAACAAAUCGAUAGGGAAUUAUUGGAAAAAUAUAUUUACAUAAUACGCAAUUUUUCUUCAAUAUUAUAUAUGCAAAAGCUAAAUUGAAUACGUUUAAAAAUACUGUAGAAUUAAAAUUGGCAACACUUUCUUGUUUUCAAGAAAUUUUGAGGCAUGCUCUGUCUCUUUCCAGCAACACACAGAUUUAUGACGUCAUCAUUCCGUAUUUUUUCUAUAGCCCGAAAUUAAAAUGUAAAACUGAAGUGAAUUGAUUUUAAUAUCGCUUAAAACUGUCGAUCGAAUGUGUUAAUUUAUAAUGUUUCAAACAACAACAAAAUAAAAAACAACACGCAAUUUGUGAUUUAAUAAAAUUAUGUCGUAUUUAAAAGAAAUAAUUUAUUUGUAUGAUUAAUGGCAAUAAUAAAUGGUGAUUUUAAAUUUGGAA